GCACUGCGCAGGCUCAGCGACCUCUCGCAACCCAACCUUGGAGGUGGGCGAAGUAUUGCUGGAAGGACUGAGCGCCCUCCCCUUUGAAAAGGGCUGCUUACGCGGGGAGGAAGGAAGCAAGCCUCGGCGGGUCUACUCACGCGUAAACCCCGUUGAGAUCCGAAGAAUUUACUUCUAGGUUCUUUGCGGUGAGAAACACAAAUGUGCCAUGGACUCCGAGUGUGCCCAGCUCCUGCCUUCUGUCUGCGCUCUUCUGGCAGACUCACGGCAACUAGCUUGUGAUGACACCUGUCUGGAGAAGUUGCUCGACUGGUUUAAGACUUUAGCCAAGGGUGGAUCUAGCUUGGCGCUGUUAGAAGAAAAUCCCUGCUUGACAGAGCUGAUCCUUACCGUGCUGAGACAGGAGGAGCCGAAUCCCACCGUCCUUUCCUUCGUCCUGAGACUGACGGGGUUAUUGGCUGCUUCAGAAAGCUGCUUCCAACACCUCCAGCAGGGGGAAGCCGUGCGCCUGGCCUUUGGAGAAGUCGGGCCUCUCAGCAGCGCCUUGUGGGAAGACACCUCCGUGCGCAGCGGUUGGGUGCAGGGCGCUCACGACAUGCUGCGGCACCCCAGCACCUUCCAGUUCUUAUGGGACUCCGGUGCCCUAGACACAGUCGUCACCCUGCAGGAAGACCGUAGCUUAUUCGUUGCCUCAGCAGCCAAUCGGCUCCUUGCAGGCAUGCUCAGAUUCUCUGUGCAGUCGGAGCGUUCCCGUCCUCUCGGCACGGAUGACUGCGAGUGGCCGGCGUGUGCCCGAAGGAUACUGUCUCACCUUGAGGAGUCUCUCCGUUCGGGCUCCGCCUCCCGUGCCAACCACUCCUUGAAGAUGCUCACGACGGUGUUUGACCAGAACCAGGAGGUGUGGACUGAAGUCCUUUGGUCCCGGAUAGCGGGAACGAUCAAGUCCCUUCUCCAGGAGGAGUCAGCCCAGGUGGGACACUCGCUGGUGGACCUCUUUCUGAGCAUGGCGAGAUCUCCCACGUUUAGCUGUCACGAAGGCAGCCUUUGGCAACUGGUUGCGCUUGCCCUGAAACGUUUACACCCGACUCAAGCUGGCCUUCUGGCCCUGGGGCUCCUGAAACUUGAAGAAUGUCCCCAGGCCAUCAAGACCCAAGGCCUGCGUAUUCUGCUCCAGCCAGUGGCCUGCGUUGCCGGAGCCUUCUCUCACUCCUCGGAGCUCUCAGGUUUGCUGGAUCAGCCCCCCCCUGAAACUGCCUCUGUGGAAUCUCUUCUGUCUUCACGGUCUUCGUGCAUCGGUCUCCUGUGUCAGUCUCUGGCUCAUCUGCAGGAAAUCCAGCAGCUGGCCCGCCCGCCUGUGGAUUUCCCCCACAAUCCUUUGCUGCGCGCCACGGUGGCCGUGUUACGGGUCUGUGCCGGCCUGGCAGUGCCGGCCUCCCCCCUGGGAGCAACGAUCGGCGGGAUCCUGAUUGGCUGCUUCCGAGUUCAGCGGGCCACGCUCCAUCUCCUCGGAGCCCUCUCUCGGUGGGCAAAUUGCAACACAUCCCGGGAAGAGAUCUUUGACCUCCUCCUUGUCUACCUGCGGAGUCCGGACACCAGCAAUACCGUUCUGAAGACGGCUUUCCAAGCGACGUUGAAAUGGUGCCUGAGCUUCUUGGAAACGUCGGGCUCCGCCGAUGGCUUCCCGUGGUACGAACGGUUUUUCGAAGAUCUGAUGCCCCUGUUGCAGAAACGCAUGUGCAGUCCCAGAUGGGAAGUCCGGGACUCCACCUUGGAGUUUCUUGCACUGGCGAUGAAACACCUAAAGGGGCAAGAGUGGUUCUGGCAAGCACUGUCCUCCUCGGAAGUGCCGGCACUCACUGAAGUCCUCCUGGACGACCCGGAGAGCUACGUGCGAGCCAGUGCAGUGGAAGCCCUGGGCCAGUUCUCCUUGAUUGCCAGCGCCGGCUCAAAGGUGCCGGGCCUCGACCAUAACGGGAGUUCCAAUGAGGACAGCAUCGCCGCUCGCUUGUUGGAAAUCUUGUCCUCAGACUCCGAGGGCUUCCCCCGCAGAGCUGUGGUCGGCGUCUUCAUCGACUGGCUCCGGGAGGGGCACCCGGCCGUCCGGCGCGACCCCGAACAGUUUGUUUCCCAGGCGAUCCGAGCUGUCCGGGGAGAUUUGGACUGGGAGGUCAAGGUCAGCGGCUUGGAACUGGCAGGCGCUUUCGCCACCCAGUGCUUUUGUCGCUCCGGCUUUCCCGAGUGCCCCUACGCCACCGCUGCCGAUGUCUCUUCCGCCAGCGAGCCUGCCCGUCUCCCUGAGCUUCUGCAGGCCUUCUCCCGAGUGGGACUCUUUGACUUUCUCUUCGGAGCGCUGGGCGACUGCGACAGGCCGGUGGCGCGGAAAGCCUGUGAGAUCCUGAUGGGCCUGAAACAGAAGAUCGGCACAGGCUGCGGCCUGGACAUUUGGCAGAGGUUGGAACUGCAAAGCGGUGCCUUGCUGGAGGAGAGCUGGAGGACGGUAGCGCCCUGGGCGUCUACACUUUCGGGGGGAGAUCAUUCCGAAACGGUCUCCCGAGACCCGAAGCAGGCGUUGGCGAUCUUAGAGGCAGUCGACCUGGAAGAGUUGGAGAGGGCUCUGGGCAGAAGCAGUGAUCACGUGGAGAAAAGCCCCUGCUCGCUUUUGCAAGAUAUCCUCUCCUCAGGUGGGGCUUUGGAAGAGAACGAAGCCGACUGCUACUGAAAAGGGGGCUGCCGUCGUAGCAACGGGGGCAGUUUUCCGGAACACCCCGAUGGUCCAUCCUGUGAUCAAAGUCAAUGCACGGAGCGGGAGAGGGACAAAAAAGCAGCUGAAGCCGCGUGGUGUCCAAGAGAGGUCCAAAACCAGAUGUCAACAUGAGAAAUAGAUAUUCCUUCCAAAGGUGGCUGUGCAAGUUGUUCCUUUCUAAGUCAGCGGGGCUUAGAAGGACAUCAGGCCUGCCCUGACCAAAAUCCAAUUUGGUUAUAGGCCAAAGGGAAGGAUUUUCUGAAAAAUACCCCAGAUGAAUCAGGGAGGUGUUGCUCUUGGAACUUGCUGCCUGCUGUUGCAGGAUUUUCCCAGGAAAUCCCUGGGAAAGCAGUCUCCGAGAGUUUGCUGCACUGGGAGUUUCUUUUGUUACUAAUAAAACCUCAUUUCAAUGCA
Heteronotia binoei (common prickly gecko) is the source of this 3157-nucleotide messenger RNA. It is a transcript of the gene BRAT1, whose product is annotated as BRCA1 associated ATM activator 1. NCBI's taxonomy places the organism in Eukaryota, Metazoa, Chordata, Lepidosauria, Squamata, Gekkonidae. Bases 209 to 2719 code for a protein of 836 amino acids. Gene Ontology annotation, cellular component: nucleus. The record is from RefSeq and is a predicted model, not a curated record. Gene Ontology annotation, biological process: DNA damage response; cell population proliferation; positive regulation of protein phosphorylation. The transcript is spliced from 14 exons.